Molecule: messenger RNA, 3111 nt
Organism: Danio aesculapii
Lineage: Eukaryota; Metazoa; Chordata; Actinopteri; Cypriniformes; Danionidae
Exons: 9
Coding region: 56-1414 (452 amino acids)
Source: RefSeq, a predicted model, not a curated record
UUUCGUUUACCCCAUCGGGAAGUUUUGAUCUUUAGGCUGUUCUCAGCUUUACAAAAUGACGAUAAUAAAGUGUCGGUUUUGUAUGGGAGAAGAAAGAGCAGCAGAGGACACAGAUUAUGUAGAGAAAAUCUUACCACCGGGCUACAGUCAUCUAUUGUGUCGUCAUGAAUUGCUGGAAAAGUUAGAGGAUAUGGAAAACUUUCGAGCAUCGCUUAAAUUGCAAAUGACUACAGAGGAGCAAGUCCAGAAGUGGCUGGAGGACUUCCAAAAGACCUCGGCUUUAACGUGGAGAAAAUCCAGGACGUAUCCUGACUCUGGCCGCUACAACAAAUACAGAGUGGACCUGAGAUGUCAUCACAAAACAUACAGUGCAUCAUCGAAGACGAGCAAAAACACUAACUGCCCUGCUACUAUGUUUCUGAUUCUCAAGAGAUCUAUGCACGAAAGAAAGUCCAGAUCAGGUGACCCACACAUUGAAGAGGGCUAUUUUCUUCAUGUGAACUUGAGGAACGAACAUAACCACAGGCUGCACACCGCUGAGGUCAUGCGAUGGAGAGAUGUAUCCAACGACACCAUCGAAAAGCUUCAACAGCUCUACAAAAGCGGCCACUCACCUUCAUCUGCACUCAAGACUAUCAAAUACAACUUACAGGAAGAGGAAGGCGAUAAUUAUCUCUACGCUGUUACAGAUCGAUCAAUCUGCCCAGACAUUCAGUUCUGUUACAGAUUAUAUUACAAGCUUUUUCCGAAGUCAUUUGCUGAACCUGCAGAGAAGGACAUUUCAGAAGAGCUUUUUAGACCAUUAGAGUUGGAGCAAUCAUGGGAGACAAUGACAGUCACAGCAGAUGGACAAGCCACGUUCAAUGAGGAAACGGUGUCUGUUACCACAGUACCAAUCAUAACCACCACAGACGGGGAACAUUUCACACAAGAGCCAGUCCACGAACCAGGCCCAAGUACAGCUGUUGCAGAGACUGUCGGGACCUUGGAUGGACAGCUGGAGGACGUUUUUGGGAUCCUAAAAAAGAAGCUAAACGAGGACGCAAGUUUCACGCCAUCUAUAAGAGCUUUUGUGUCGAAUUUCUAUCAGUUGAAAAAUGACAGCGCCCUGCAGUCAUCGCUCUUUUGCUUUGGUAAAGUUGCCGAGAUAAUCAGUCAGAUCAGCGUACAACCGGCCGCCGGUCCACGGAAGAAGGGGGCUGGACGUAGAGCUGUUGGCAGACCCCCAAAGAACUCAAGGAGAGAGCAUCCGUACUGCAACAGCAGAACUGAGGACGCUCCGCCAACACUCACGUUCUGUUUGCAGGAAACGAACACCCUCGAGAAGACAGAUGAACCACAGACAGCAGCUUCUGGUGGGUGUACAGAUCCAAUCACUGUUGCUCUACAAGGAACACUAGAGACAAACAGUUGAGUUGUACUAGUUUUGAAUACAUCCAAUCACUGGUUAUGGUUAGAGCCCUUUUAGCUUUUUAUGGAUUAAACCAUUAGGAAAAAAAUAUGUCACCCUUUAUUUUGAUGGUCCGUUUGUUGAAUUUAAGUUACAUUGCAUCUACAUGCCAACUAAUUCUCAAAUAGUAGACUGUUAGGUUGGGGUUAGGGUUAGUGAGUAGUGUAAGUUUCUUAUAGUCAGUUAAAUGUCUGUUCAAGGAGCAAUAUCAGCACAUAUUAAGCUGACAGUCUACUAAUACUCAAAUGGACCAUCAAAAUAAAGUGUUACCAUAAAUAUUUUUCUAUUUAAAGGUUGACUCUUCUGUAGUUACAACAUGUACUAAGAUCAACGGACAAUGAAAAGUUGCUCUUGUCGAUAUGUAGGCACUAUACUCUCAUUCCGGCAUAACAAUCAAGGAACUUGCUGUAGCAGGCACAAUGAUAUUAUGCACAAUGUUAUCUACUUAGAGCCUAUAUUCUCCUUGAUUAUUAUGUGUGAAUGAGAAUAUAGUUCCAAGCAGUGUGCGAAUUAUUCAUUGAUGAUUGGGGUGGGGGGGCAACUUUUUUGUUAGUAGUUUGAUAAUACAAGCUUCAGUGAAUCAAAUUUUAAAAUCUAUUUAAAUUACACACUUUUAAAAAAAAAAUUUCAAUAAUUUUUUAUUUAUUAAUAUUUAAGAACGCUAAUAUUAAAGAUAUUUAUUACUAUGAAAAGGUAAUAAAUUCCCCCCAUACAUACUUAUUUUGAUGUCCUUUAAGGAGAAUCAAGUGUUAAUUAACCCCCUCUAAUUCGCACCCUGGUUCCAAGCCAUAUCAGCCAAGAAAAUAGCACUUUUAUUUUUACGCCAGUCUUAGUACACAAUGUAAAUACAGAAGAAUCAAGCUUUAAAUAGGAAAAUUAUCAAAAAUCUUGAUCUUUUUUUUAACAGGAUGCUAAUGGUCUAAUCCGAUUUAAUGAUUUAUGCUAAGCUGAGCUAAAAGUGCUCCCGCCAGACACGGAGAUCGGCUGAAUGGAUUCAUAUAUGGUAAAACUGUAUAGGGAAUGUGUAAAAUGAGUCUAUUUCCAGUGUUGCUUUAAGAAAUCGCAGCUUUCAAAUCAAAAGUUGCCCCCAUUAGCUUUAUAUUUCUGGUCUUAUUGCACACAAUUCAACAGCGCAUGUUGUUGUACACGUGAAAAUGAUCCAAACGCAACCACUUGCUGUCUCCAUCGAGGUACGCAGUCAGUUCACAGUACAUAAAAUCAAAGUUUAUGUCUUAAUUAGGGUUUUACUCUGCAGUGUCUCAUUAUGAAAGAGCACUGUUUAUUGUGAUUUAACAUGUUUUUUUUAAACACAUAAUGUUAUUGUUAACAUUUUACUAAAGUGGUUUCUGAUGUUCAGACUGAUGCGAAUGAGCAUUACUAUUUUAUUUUUUUUAUUUCUCACCCAUGCUUUAUUCAGAUCCAAUAAUCUGUGGGGUUUGGUUAAAAUGAUUACUAUUUGGCUAAACAUGGCUAAAAUGGUCCAAUACCAUGACGGUUCCUGUUUAUGCAUGUUGAAAAAAAAAAAAAAGAUUGUGCAUUAUUAUUUGCAACGUGCAAACAGCUUGUGCCAUUCUCUUCGGAAAGCACUAUAAUGUAUUUAAUUAUAGAUUUAAAACUGACCUUUGUAAAAGUACACUUAAUAAACCAUGGAUGAUCAUGCA